GUGGGAAAAGAAAACUUAUCCUAUCUAUCGAUGAAAUUAUUGUGCAGCUUGUGGAGUGAGUGAUAGACAUGGCAGUUUCAGCUUCUCUAAUUCCGGUAUCAUCCACCACCACGACUUCGCUCACAUUCGGCACCAGAAAGCCACCCGCAUUUCCGUCUCUUGCUUGUCCAUUCAAGGGAUCCCUCAAGAAGUUGAACUCGACACCAUGCGGCUACACGGCAACGCUCAGGGUGCAGCUCAGAAGACCCCUCUCGGUGGUAGUGAACAAGGCGGCUUCUGCCCCUGCCCCUGCGGCGGGGGCUUCGAGCGUGCGGUUCAGGCUUGACAACCUGGGCCCGCAACCGGGUUCGAGGAAGAAGGCGAAGAGAAAGGGAAGAGGCAUAUCGGCAGGGCAAGGCGCAAGCUGUGGUUUUGGGAUGAGGGGUCAGAAGUCACGGUCUGGCCCCGGCGUCAGGAAGGGUUUCGAGGGUGGUCAGAUGCCCCUUUACCGUCGAAUCCCCAAACUUCGAGGAAUUGCUGGCGGUAUGCGUGCUGGGCUACCAAAAUAUGUCCAUGUAAAUCUGAGGGACAUAGAGGAUGCUAGAUUUAAGGAUGGUGAAGAGGUGUCUCUUGAAACUCUAAAGGAGAAGGGUGUGAUUAAUCCAUCAGGAAGAGAAAGGAAACUUCCUUUGAAGAUUUUAGGUGAAGGAGAGCUUAGUAAGAAGUUGACAUUUAAAGCCCGUGCUUUUUCAACAUCCGCAAAGGAGAAACUAGAGAGUGCUGGUUGUUCCCUCACUGUGCUUCCUGGCCGUAAGAAAUGGGUUAAGCCAUCUGUUGCUAAAAACCUUGCGCGUGCUGAAGAAUACUUCGCCAAGAAGCGAGCUGCUGCAGCUGCAUCUGAACCAGCUUCCGCAUGAAGUUGAAACAUUCAUGUGCAUCACAUGUAGAAAUCUUGUGGAUGUUGAUUACUGAAAGUUCCUCUUAGGUGCAAGUUUCCCUGUUCAGUGAUUGAUGUACCACUAUUUCGUGGCAAAUCUUGUACUUAAUUGAGUGGAUUUUAUCUACUAUUCUCACACUUAUUCAUGUAAAUUGUAUGUUUUAUAUUUUCCUUUUUGAUUUUGUGCUAUGAUUGAAAACAUGGUUCUUUGGUUUUAAUUUAGUUAAUUUUAAUUCUCCCUUAUUACCAUUCGAUGCCUUGAUAUGUGUGUUAAGUGUUUUCAGAGAUCACAGGGCAGGAAUGACUUAGAGAAUGGAAAGGAAGCAUGCAAAAGUGGAAGAAAUAUAAGAAGCUGAAAGAACUGCAAAGCUGUCAGCCCUGACCUCUUCGCAUUCAAUCGAUCAUAACUUGAGCUACAGAGGUUCAAAUGAGGCGGUUUCAGUUGCGUUGAAAAGCUAACAUCUGGGGCUUCGCAACGAUAUACAAUUUGCUAUAGUGGCAUGCAGCUAGGCGACGCGCACGCGCACAUUGGCGAAAAGUCCAUUGGCGCGCACGCGCAUUUAGCGCGUACGUGCGACAUGCGCGACAUACUGCAAUUGCAGAAAUCGUUGGGGGCGAUUUCUAGGCUGUUUUUGACCCAGUUUUUGGCCCAGAAAACACAGAUUAGAGGCUAUAGAGUGGGGGAAUCCAUUCAUUCAACAACUUUCAUUAUUCACAAUUUUAUGUUUUGAAUGUAGUUUCUAGAGACUCUAGGUUUUAGGAUUUAGGAUUUCUAUUAAUUUUAGGCGUAUUUCUUUCCAAUUCCAGGUUCAAUGUUCCUUUACUUUAAUUUCUUUUCUAUUUUUAUUUAUUCUAUUACUUUAAUUUAU
Arachis stenosperma is the source of this 1785-nucleotide messenger RNA. RefSeq names its product 50S ribosomal protein L15, chloroplastic-like. The coding region runs from base 69 to 896 and encodes 275 amino acids. The transcript has 4 exons. Gene Ontology annotation, biological process: translation. Gene Ontology annotation, molecular function: structural constituent of ribosome. The record is from RefSeq and is a predicted model, not a curated record. Gene Ontology annotation, cellular component: cytosolic large ribosomal subunit; ribosome. Lineage: Eukaryota; Viridiplantae; Streptophyta; Magnoliopsida; Fabales; Fabaceae.